UAGUUGGCGGGACCUUCCUAAAACAGCUGACAAACUGGGAAACUCCUGUGACAUAUGACAGAAAAACUCCUCACUCCACCUGUUUUACCAGCCCCACCCUGAGACAAGGUUGCUUUUUUAGCAGCAUGCGAUUUGUGUGAACUGGCAUUUCAGCCUUGCCAUCCUUGGGUGUCCUUGCUUUACUUUCCUCAUCUUUCUGCGUUCACCACGGCUCCACAUGGCCUCAGCCUGGUCUGAAGAGAGCUUCACCUGCCCAGUUUGUCUGGACACCCUGAAGGACCCUGCCACUCUACCAUGUGGACACUCAUACUGCUUGGCUUGUAUAAAAAGCCACUGGGACAAAGGAGACAGCAGGGGUGAGUACAGCUGCCCCCAGUGCAGGCAGGUAUUCAGCCCGAGGCCCUCGCUGUCGAAGAGCACACUGCUAGUGGAGGCCAUGGAGAAGCUGAGGACCAACAGUCUUAAACACAGCUCCUCCUCAGCCCCACCAUCGAUGCCUGUCUAUUUGGAGGUGCUACCAGAUACAAGGCCCAGACAGGGCAGCGUGUAUCCACAGCUUCCCUCUGUGGAACCCAGACCCUGUCCUCAACACAAGCAGCCCCUGGACUUAUUCUGCCACGAAGACAAGGAGUGUGUGUGUGACAUGUGUUGCCAGCAAGGACACAAGGGACAUCAUGUCCUCAGACCACAAGAAGAAAGAAAAGAGAGACAGAAAGAGCUUGUUGAGAUGCAAGCAGAGGUGGAAAGGAGAAUCCAGGGGACUGAGAGGAAGCUAAAGGAGCUUCCACAUUCUGCUCGUCAGCACAAGGCCUUGGUCCAGGCUCUGCAGAAUGAGAGCACAGAUUUAUUCUCAGAGUUGGUCAAGAAUGUGAAUCUAACAGGCACGCAGGUUGGUGAGCUGCUUAGCGCCCAUGAGACCUCUUUAGGCAGCCAGGUCGAGGGGCAGAUCCACAGAAUGGAACAGGAGGUGGCACAGCUCCGCUGGAAGAAUGAAGAACUGAGCAGACUGGCUGACAUGCAGGAUGACAUCUGUUUCUUAAAGAAUUUCCUCAUCAUGGAGCCUCUGGGUCAGACGGGAGCCACAGGAGAGUCAGUGCUGAGUCAGGAGGAGGCUGUGGUCGCCUCCGUCCGUUCAGCCAUGAAAGAGCUGCAAGAUUCAGUUCAGGAUCUCUGCAAAGCCAGUCUCACCAAGAUUGUCACAUUAGUGAACAAUGACUCAUUGACUUCAGCACCCGAUGGUGCGGCAGCAGCAUCGGACACAACAACAGCUGAUCAUUCAGGUCGGACCGCUGUCCAAAAUACAGUGUAUGAGUCGACAAUAAACGCUCCACCUCUGCCACCUCUAAGACCUGAAGCUUCAGCCCCCCCAGCCCCCUUCCCUCCUCCUCGACCUCAAGCAUCUUCUGUAAAAACUACGGGACUUGUGAAUCCAGAACCAAAAACUAGAGACGAAAUGAUAAAAUUUCGAUUUGAACCCACCAUGGACCCCAACACGGUGUAUCGACACGUGCAGCUGUCGGAUGGCGGUCAUAAGGCCACGAUGAAGGCUGAGAACCUGAACCCACAUGACCAUCCCGAACGCUUCCAGUUCUGGAGGCAGGUUCUUUGCAGCGAGCCGCUGGCAGGGAGUCCUUACUACUGGGAGGUGGAGUGGACUGGCCAGAAGGUCACCAUCGGUGUUGCCUACAAAGACAUAGAACGAAAGGGUUCUGAUGACAAGAGCCGUUUGGGCCACAAUGCUUUGUCCUGGAGCCUGUACUGGUCCGGGACCGGUUUUUCCUUCUGGCAUGAUAACAAGGAAAAGCUGCUGGGCUCACCUAAAUCCAGACGGAUCGGCGUCUAUCUUGACCAGCAUGCAGGAAUUCUGGCCUUUUACAGCAUCGCCAACAACCAGGCCAGCCUCAUCCACCGGCACAAGGAAGAGUUCAGCGGCCCACUGUACCCAGGAUUCAGGUUCUGGGCAGGAGUAGGGAAUACUGUGACUAUUUGCCAAUUAGACUGAGUUGUAUUUAAAUGAAAAGUUGCUGAAAUUUUGAUAAGGAAAUAAAUAUCUUCUUGCUUUGGAGAGAGGAAACAAAAGUGUCCAGUGUUCUCCAUUCAUGUGAUGCAAAUGUUUUAAAUAUGUCUUUGUAUGCAAUUAAAAGAGUAAUAAACCCACAUUUUAUCAAUAAGA
This is a messenger RNA of Amphiprion ocellaris (clown anemonefish), 2173 nucleotides long. RefSeq names its product finTRIM family, member 86 (gene ftr86). The record is from RefSeq and is a predicted model, not a curated record. NCBI's taxonomy places the organism in Eukaryota, Metazoa, Chordata, Actinopteri, Pomacentridae. Gene Ontology annotation, molecular function: zinc ion binding; protein binding. The coding region runs from base 218 to 2002 and encodes 594 amino acids. The transcript is spliced from 10 exons.